This is a messenger RNA of Pomacea canaliculata, 9917 nucleotides long. Its product is annotated as sine oculis-binding protein homolog. The record is from RefSeq and is a predicted model, not a curated record. Lineage: Eukaryota; Metazoa; Mollusca; Gastropoda; Architaenioglossa; Ampullariidae. Gene Ontology annotation, cellular component: nucleus. Gene Ontology annotation, biological process: animal organ development.
UUUGAAGAUGGUUACAGGGGCAUCAAGCGAGCACGCACAUCGAGAGAGAAUACAAGAAGUUGUGAGUCACCGACUGCAACAAUGGCCAACGCCCCAGUCGGGAGGAAUGUAGUCGGGAGGCGGAGACACAAUCACAAACACGUUUUCAAGGUCCGCACUCUGAUACGUCAUUCUUGCCUGGCUUCAACUUUUGACGUAAAUACAAGAGCGUGACGUCUAUAUAUGGCGUGGAUUGCGUGACGUCAAAAUAAUUUGGAUACAAGGAGGCAGACCCAUGGCGGGCUUGAGUUGUGCUCAAUAUUUUCUGGGAAAAAUUCUAUCGAGAUUCUGGGGUCAAAGUCGUCUGCACGUGGACAGGGAGGUGACAGGAUCGUGCGUGGGUCAGUGUGCAUGAAUACAGCGUGAGGUAGUCGUGAAUACUACUACUACUAAUAAAAUAAAUGCAAAAUUUGUCAAGCUAGAUGAUAGAUGAUGAUGUCAAGAAGACAGCGAGGCAUGUAGAAGCGAAAACCAGCGACAGAAGCAGAGGAGAGAGUGAAAAAAAAAAUAAACCAAAGAGAAGAGGGAGACAUGGAGAAAAAUAGCGAGAAAGAGAAGGAAAAAAAAAAACCCCGAGCGAUUUAUGAAUAAUUGUACGUUUUCAGUUCCCUCCCUUGACCUGAGGGCUGUAUGGAUGCAGCAGCUGACAGGAUGCCGAGCGCCAUUGAUAGUCAGGGCAUGGAGAGGUAUCCACUGAGCAUGCGACUGACGCACACCAUCGCCGUAACAAGGGGCGCGGAGUGCUGGCGGAACCCUCCUCCUCUCUCCACACGCUCCCCACGAGUUGUAUCCCCUGUCCGCUAGCCGGCGCGGGACUUGCUGGUAGUCAGGGGGCGCUGGUUGUGGGGAGGGCCUGGUGUGGGCCCCGCGUACCGCGUGCGGCGACGGCUGCGUUACGGUUGUUGCGUCUACGCACGACGCCCGCCGAGGCCUUGCAGCAGCGUGUGAGCGCAGCGCCACCAGCCCAGUGGCUGCGAGACAGAGACUUGCCACAAGGCGCAGAGUCGCCUCCCCGUGUUUACGACACUGUCGACUGUGACCAAGUGUUGGUUGUGUAUGUGGGGAGGGGGACACACAAGCAGCGGUACUCACAAAGCAUUCGUAUCUACCGAAGCCCUGCUCUCACCAAAAUUUUGAAAAAAAAUUUUUUUUUCGGUUUUCCUGGACCAGCUUCUCAUCGCAGCUUUGCUUUCUUACCAUGCCGCCAGCAACAACGACGACGACUUAGUUCACGGCGGAGGAGUGUGAAGUCGGGUCAGUACGGAGUAUGUAGCCUCUCGCACCAUGACUCUCAAGGUAGCCAAGUGUUCCUGGACUGGGUCACUGGAACUUACAGGUAGCAGCAGCACUUUCGUCCGGCGUCGCGCCGCGUCAGUGACCAGCAGGUAACGGUCCUCCGCUACAGGUGUGUGUGUGAGUGAGACAGCGUGCGUGUGCGUUGUGUGUGUGUGCGGCGGUAUCUCAACAUCGUGCUGCAAGACAAGGACACGGUCAAACUUGAAUUGUUUUCCUUCCGACAUUGAAUGUGAGAAGUGUUAUUGUGUUGUUGUUGUUGUGGCCAAUUCAUCGCGGCGACGGACGACUGUGGAAGCUGUGGUGCGAGUUUCGGCCGAUACCUUUGGCGCUGGCUUCUCGUUCUUGGCGUAAACAUCGCCAGGCAGUGCUCCGAGUGCGGCAAGCGCAAGCCUGUGUUUGGAUAGACGCUGUGGGUAAGGGAGGUGGCAGCUGAAGCCUGGUACGAGGCUGAAGGGUGAAGGAAGAACAAGCCCCGCUCGUCCGAUCCUCCGACAGACACACAAGCAGCAGAUCUCCUGAGCUGUGAGAGAACGCGAGACGGUGCCAAGGUGUCGAGUUACCCGCUUGGCUGGCAUCCUCCUCCUCUCGUCCUGAAACUGCCGCGGUCCUGUGUGAGUGCAAGAGGAGGCUGGACCGUUGUGCCGCACGACAGGUGACUGGCGAGUAGGGGAGGCAAGUGGCCCGUCGUGUCUUUCACGCUCGUGGGCGACUCGGAGAUGGAGGGCAAGGAGCAGGAGGCGGAGAGCCAGGAUACGGACGUCGGAAAAACCGGUGGAGACCCGGUGCCGCUACCCCCGGGUGGAGUAUCUCCACCUUUCUCGUCCGGGCCUGAAAAGAUGGUGAAGGACAGUAAAGCGACACCUGCAGGACGGCCGCUGUCUAUCCGUAUUAAGGAGGAACCUAACGACGACAUAAAGGACUUCGCCGAGACGACGAUGAACGAGCUGCUGGGGUGGUACGGGUACACUGACGUCAUCAAGAGCCAGGACACGGCGCAGCUCUCCCUGUCCACCUUCCAGCCUCCCACCGCCUCCUCCCCUCGCCAACGGGCCGCCGGCCGUCACGUCGACACCCCUGAGGCCGAAGCCGAGGACGAGGACGACAACCACAUCCACGACGACAACGACGACCCAGAGCUGGGGGCGCCACGGCCGGACAGUGCGGGCAGCGCGCGCAUGCCCAGAGACGAGGAGAACGACACUGGACGCUUGAGUACAGGAAGCAGCGAGACACCUCUGGCAGCCCAACACCGGAGUCUGGUGACCGCCUUGAGCAAGUCCCUGACCUCUAAAGACGGCGGCAGUCCGUGUGAUGAGGCUGCUGCCAACUGUAUCGUGUGCGCCUGGUGCCAGAAGGUGGGCACCAAACACUACACGCUCCGCACCACCACCGGCGUCAAAGCCUUCUGCUCCGAGGUCUGCUUCACCCAGUGUCGCCGAGCCUCCUUCAAGAAAAACAAGGUUUGCGACUGGUGCAAGCACGUGCGACACACCGUCAACUUCGUCGACUUCCAAGAUGGCGAGCUCCAGCUGCAGUUCUGCAGCGAGAAGUGCCUGAACCAGUACAAGAUGAACAUCUUCUGCACGGAGACGCAAGAGCACCUCAAGCAGAUCCAGUCGCAGCUGCACGAGGAGCGCAAGAACGCCUCCCUGUCCCCCGGGGGAGCCUCCUCCUCCUCCUCCCUCUCGUCGCGCGUGCUGUCUGACGCGGCCUCUGCGUCAUCAGGCAAGAAGUCGGAGGAUCAGAUCCUCAUCACGCCGGAGUUGUGGCUGUCGCAGCAGAAGCCGGAGAAACUUCUCAAGACGGAGGUGUUGGACGAGCGGGAGGGAGCUGAGAGAGAAGAAAGGCGCGGCGAGCGGGAGCGCGAGGAGCGAGACCGGAAACGCGAUGGCGCGUGGUCGGAGAGAAGCCGCAGUCGUGAGCGCCACCACUCGGCGAAACGCCGUUCUUUCCUGUCGUCGCCGGCUGCCGCUGCUGCUGCCGCUGUGGUGGCCGCCUACUCUAGCAACCUGCACGCGGCGGUGCGGAACGGCCCGGCUUUACCGCCCAGCGGCACCGACCGCGCGGCACGGGAUCGUGAGCGGCUGCGGCGCCUCAUCCGGGACUCCGGCCGCGACAGGGACAGUCACUCGCGGCACCAGUCGUCUGGAAGCCCCGCCUCCUCUUCCCAGUUCUCGCCCCCAGCAGGAGGCCCGCAGGCGUCGGGUGGAGUUACCCCGCCUGGCGGCAUUCACCACCCGAUCUUGCCGCCGCAUUUCAACGGCCUGGGUGCGGGGCUGGCUGAGUUCAGCAUGAUCAACCCGAUCUUGUUUUCUUCCCUCUUCGGACCGGCACCUGCUGAAGAAGGACUCGCCUCCCACGGUUCGCGCCUGCUGCGUGGCGAACGUGAGCAUGAAGGAAAAGCCGGACUGGCCGCGGGACUGAGAGCUGGAAGCGGCAACCGGGAUCAUGGCAGCAAGAACGGCGAGAGGGCGCUGUCCUCCACACCAGCGGGAGCGCGCAGCGUCUCUCCCGCCAACACGGCAUCCUCCUCUGGUACCCCGAACCACGUCCUGCACCCACUGCACCAUGUCCCUCCUGCCGCCCACCACCACCCGCAUCCAUCUGCAGCCGGACUUGGAGGACUUCCACCUGCACUGCACGGUGCCGCAGCGUUUCCGCAGGGCAUGCACCCGCCUCCCUUUAUGAUGGGCGUCCCUCCCUUUCCCUGUCACCCAGGUUUCCUCCCGACCGACCCGGCAUUCUUGGGAAGCCUGAUGGCCCUGCAUAGCAGUUCUGCCUCUUCAUGUCAAUGGUGGAGGUGGGUCCCACAACUCGUCCCGACACCAUCUCGACGGGCAUCCAUCGACCUCCUUACCCUCCUCCGCGUCAGCAGCGCCUCCUCCGCCCCAUCAACGGCCGGGGGUUGCUUGAACGCGGGCGUGCCACCCGUUACCGUGAUGAUCCCCUUUCCGGUCCUCCUCCGUCCGGUCCCGAUCCCCAUCCCUUUGCCCAUAGCACCCGAGAAGGUGCAGCAGUUCUUCAAGGACUGGAAGGCCGCGAGUCUUGUGGGCAGCAGCGACGCCCCCGCCCCUACUCUGUCCUCCUCGCGCCGGCCCCUGUCGCGAGAGAAGCACGCCAUGAGCAGCUCUAGUCCCAGUCCCAGCAGAGACUGCCACAGUCGCGGGAGCCAUUCUCUUCCUCCACACCCCCUCUCUAACCACCACCAUCACCACCAUCACAGUUACGAUCGGCGACCCGAGUCGGCGUCGUCCGAGAGUUCUAGCCAAAGCCCUCGCUUGUUGGUGACAGUGUCUGGAGCUGGAGGGCCAACGCCCCCAGCAGGCGGGGGGAAUCAUGGCGAAGGCUGUUCCUCCACCUCCGCUAACGGCUGCAUUUCCUGCGCUUCCUGUCGCACGUUCCCUCGCCCAGGUCGCGAGUCAGCAGACUCUAUCAUGGCACUGCGAAAAAGCCGAGAGUCGGCAGACUCCAUCCGGGCUCUCAGGCGCGAGACGGUGAGGUCCUUGAUGUCGGGGGAGCCAGCCGUAUCCGGAUCGACGACGACGACGACGACGACGGCCGGGUCGUCAAGUGCGCUGGCUCUGGGCGCUGGUGUUGUGUCCCCUGGAGGUAAGCGGUCGUUGACUCCGAUGUUUUUGGGCGCGACCCUUGACCUGAGCAAACGGGCGCGACUAGACGAGAACCGCAACAACGACGAGGAUGAUGAUGAGGAAGAAGAGGAAGGCGCCAUCGACUUGUCCAAGGACAGCCGCUCGUCCACCCCGGCCCGUUCGCUAAAAGAUUUCCUUGUGCUCGGAGAGGCAAGGUCUCCGGCCUGCACCCAGUGGACCAACGGCAGCGCCUCCGGCCACUCCAGCGGCAACAGCAACAGCAGCGCCACCAGCGUGGGCUCCGGCAAGGAGAACCAGGACAUGGUCGUCUGCGACCCUGACAUGGCCAGCAUCGACGGCGCCCCCUCGCCGGGCCUCAAGGUACCCAAGAUUCACAUCAUAGACUCUCGCGACGAGCCGCCCUUGGCGCAGCCGCUGCCGCUGCCCCCGACGGACCACGCCUACUCCGUGCGACGCCGAAGCCUCAUUCUGGACGCUCCCAGCGUUCCCCGCGCCGCGCGCAGCCCCUCCCCUGAGCGGCGGUACGUGCGCACCGUUCCCCGGGACAUGGUGGAGGCCGCCAAGCGCCGGUGCCUGAGGGCCAGGGUGCGAACCAAGUGAACUAUCCUGGACUGUGGACUGUUGGGUGAAGACCCGAGAUUCGAACCAGUAGACAGGCGUGUCCGUGGACUUACGAACGAAUACUUAAAGUGUUUUGCUGUUGGUUGUAGAGAGUGACUCCAGUUGACAGGUGCCAGGGGGCGACUGUGGUAUUCUUUUGAGCCCUGUUUCUUUGUACAAAGCAGCCGUUAAAAAUAUGGCUGCACGGACUAGGGACGUUGUGGAGGAACUUGAUUUCGCCUUCCCUACCUGUGACAGAAAUGACUGAAUGAGUGAGGAAAAAUCUAUUAAACAAUUCAAAAAGAAAAACUAAACUUUUAGGACCUUUUUGAGGUGAUAUCCACUUUCUUUUGAAAGUAUGUGACGACUUUCAACACUUGAUAUAUUUUGGUAAGACAUGUCAGUUGAUAGUGGCAUUGACUUCAGAAAAAAAAAAUGGAAGUGGUGACAGCAAGGGCUGGUUGUGUUAUCUUAAUGUCACGGCCCUUAAAUGUUUACUUUGUGUAUUUGGGGUCUUUUGUUUGCUUUUUAUUACUUUUGAUUUUAUUUAUUUUAUUCUUUGUUUUCUUGCCCAUCUGGGAGUACGAACUUUUCAUGUUUCAGCUUUAGGCACCAGCUUUAUGCGCGACGAUCUGUGUGAGUGUGAAAAGGGGGGCGGGGCUGGGGGUAGCAAGAAAAGGGAGGUAAUUUGUCCUGAAAGUGCAUAAUGACAACCGGACCUUCCAUGUCUAGCAUUAUUAUUAACAGCAUUCACCCAGUGGCAUGCCUGUCAAUGUUUACAUGUGCAACAGUUGCUGUUGCGGUUGUUGCUGUUGUUAUCGCCCAUCUGGCAUGCGGACGGCAGCCAGUAUGUGACACGCACCAAAGAGUUCGUCAGCAGCCUCACUCCUCCUACCCUCCCCACCACAGCAAAUGGCAUCAGUGUGAGUUCGAAGUUCUUCAGGGUUCUUUUUCCUCUCGUGAAAGACGAUGGAUCGGUGUAUUGGUGUACAUGAGGCGUAUGUUCGGUACACAAGAGUGCGCGCAGGCAAACACACACACACUUUAUUCUCUUUUUUUAUAAAAUCAAAUGAUCUCCGUAUGGUUGUACCCUAUGCACGUGUAGUUGAGAAAUAAUUUUAUCUUCAUGCCAAAGCACAGAGGGCUGGUCUAUAGGAAUGCUUCGUGGCUUUGUUUACAACUGCUUCUUGGUUUAGUUUGGCUUAUUCUUAUUCUUUUCACAAGAUACCGUCUGGUGUAGUCGUGUAGCAUGCUCAGUUUUCACAUCAGAAGGGUGCUACACCUGUGGGUCAUCAAAGGUCCACCUGAGAGCUUCGCGGAGACUUAUACCUGCAAGAGUGGCCAGGAGGUUGGUUGAUGAUGUAAAGGUUGUAAGCUUGUCCGACUAUCACUACAGAGGGCUGCAGAUCUGUUUAAGGGACUAAAACUUGAGAUAGUCAUGUACCUACAACAUAAGUCAAAUCAUGUAAUUAUCAGUAAGUUCACAGAUUUUCUACGAAUUUUUAAUUUUUUUAAGUUAGGAAAGGUAGCGUGGAAAGUGAGGGUCAACAUGGACAAGUCUCGUCCACGAACCUCGAUAAUGUCUUCCUUUGUUUCAUCUAUGCUUACAGAGUGGUUAGUGAAGCUUAUCAACAAGAGGACAUAAUAGGCGGCAAAAAAAUAAAAAAAUAAAUAAAUAAAAACUUUUAAAAGUCUGUUCGAAGUUACACUAAAAGUUUUGCGGAUCGACUUUAAACUUUCCUGAAGAUCUCCUGAAAAAUUUACCUUGCGAACGGUUGUUUGUCUCGUGCUUGGCCUGUCUCGUGUUCCUACACUACCUGUAGUCUUCUAUCUGUGCGGGUGGGUACGGGAGGAGAGGAGAGGGGGAGGUGUCCAACAGCCACACCUUUCACACCUGUCCUACAAUCGGGAAAAAAAUAUCCAACAGGUAGACAUUCGUGGUGUAACUUACGCACCUUAUACCUCGCUUACAGAAAGCAACCCUUGUUUACCAACAGUUUAUAAAUAACAAGUCGUCUUUGUUGUCUUGUAGACCACCUGUUGUGUUUGCUAAUAAUCUUCCAUCGCAAACAAAGAAGGUAGGCAUGGUUCACAUGGCGACGGUGCCACUUGGUCGCGAAAACAUCGGUGUACGACUGAUUUGAACAUUGUACCAUCUGAUGAAUGGAGCAAAGAAGUUAAUAAGGACGAACACUAAAAUGUGGGGACAGGGACAGGUGUUCAGUGCACAGCAAGAUGGUAAUCGCAUCACAAAACAAAACUAAAUUGUAAUCUGUUGCUUCCAGACAGUCUCAAUGAACUGAUCCAUCAACUCACUUCCACACCUACUCUGUGGUUUUUUAAUCUUCAUUUACUUCUGUGCAUCAAUCCAUCAGUACACUUGCAUUAACGACUCGGCAGAUUAACAAUCUCGUUGAAUGUCAAACCUUUUGGAAGAAAUGCGACCUCUAUAGUGAUUUCACAUCAUGAUUUUAUUAACCACUCGUCUGUGGCUGAGGUCUAUUUUAAAUAACAUGUAAUCUUUUAAAAAAAAGUAAUUAAAUCGCCAAUAAUUACCGCCGAAAAUCAACUUUCCCACAAUAUAUGAAUAAGUUGAAAAUAUAAAAACUGAAUUUGCGAGACUACAAACCGCCAACCAUACAAGAAACAUGACACCGAGAUAAAACAUGAACUGUGGUGGAUGACGAGUGAGUCACAUAGUCAUGGCGAUUGUGUCAGAUGUUCCUUGAGGUGGGUUUUGAGGCCGGAUUUCAACACAAAAUAUAAUAACCAAAGAUAAAAUAACCUAAACAAAAGGGAGAGCACACUCUGUCUCUCUCUUCUUUUUGUAGAGAAUUCAUUAAGACAGUUUGGACAGGAAAUAUUCUUUGUUUGAAGACUCCACUCACGUGAUCAGACCUUGCAUCACAAGUCUUGUGAUCAGGCGGGGAAUCGUCUCACAGGAACAUUCAACGGACAAACAAAUUUAGUUUAGAGAGGAGUUUUCCUGAAUGGAACAGAAUUAAUUAACCUUUAAAGUUUAAGAACAUAUUUUCUGUCUAUUUGAUAUUUAAAUGCGAAAGUUCUGUUUCUGUACACUGGGAGAGAGGCUUUGCAAUGUCGGCAGUGGAGACAAGUAUCUUGUGUCCUCUGUCUAGUCUAAUUAAUCGAAAUUUAAUCAAUCUAAGUCUGAUAUAAUUUACAUUUAAACUAAUAUAUAUGUCUGACUUUCUGUCAGUUUGACCUUUAUUACUUUCCAUCUCAUAUUUUUCUUUUAAAUCUGUGGCGAGGGAAAGGGGAUUAUUUAGUUGUCCGUAAUUGAGAGUUAUCCUCCUGCUGUAGUCUCUUUCUUCCUCGUCCUCACCUUCCUCUCACCUCUUAAAAUUAUUGUUUUUGUUUCCAUCCUCGUCCCAUUUUCUUUCGUUGUGUAUCAACCACUUCAAUCCAGCUUACUUUCUAUGUCGAGCUCUUGUAGGUUUAUCAACCUGCACUACUGCCUGGGACCAUCGGAGAAGUUAAAGAUCGGUUAAAUCCAGAUUUAACUUUCACACUAGGUUUGACUGUUCGUCCCUCACAAUGUUUACUCGUGUUAACAAACCGCAUGCAACUGUCGACAAAUUCACAAAGGGAAGAAGAGGAGGGCUGCUCGAUGAGUAGCUUUGCCUCCCAACAUUCCCCUCCCCCAACACUUGCAUCUAAGGGACAUCCUCCCCCUGCACACCGCCCUCGACUAUUUAUUUCAGCGCUGACAGAGAUUUGUAGCGAACACGACUUGAACACACUUUGUAUUGCGAUUUAAGUUAUCUCUCUGGUGGUAGCUGUGUCGUCAUUUCCGUUAGGACACGUGCACUUGCGUCCCAUAAUGCUAAGCGCUACGACCAGCCUCGGUACAAUGAUGACGUAUAUACACUGAUCGUUGGUUACGUCACCGGCGCGCGUGUCGCACUAAAGCUGGUGGAAGCUGUGAACGUGCUCGCUGUGUUAUGUACGUUAAAAGCAGCCAACAAGACGCUUAUUUUGCUAAAUAAUUUUUGUUCUUGUCAUUCUCUCCCUCCUUCCCAAGAGACUACAGUUUGUGUCGUUUGUAUGAGUAUGUUCACUUGAGCACGUCACACAAACACGUGCCGCCAUGAUACAGACGUUUGUCAUCAUUAUGUAUAUAAGAGAUACACACAUACACACCUGUACAAUAUACCUGCGUCAAUGUUCUACCCUUACUCUUGAUGUUGGUCUGUGAGAGUUACUUCAGUGUGCUAUGGUUGUAAGGGUUGAUGUGCUCUCACUCCUGUGGCUUUGCUGUUGACGAGGGCAGUGUGUCACCUCUUGUCACUAUCAGACUGUACAGCAUAUAAAACCUACAUGAGAUGCGCAGUAAAACAGUUUCCGUGGAUA